AUGCCAUUCGUCCCCGCUGCCCUACCCCGCUGCACUUUUUAUCUCCAAGUGCAUGCGGGCACUCUCCGAAAUCUUCCUUUCCUAUCUCGUUCUUUUUUCCAUAAGUAUUCCUCUGCCCAAGGAGUCAGAGGGCUUCGUUCAUCGUCCAUCGAAUCUCCAGUGAAAGUCAAUUUUUCUCCCAUUAGCCCCGCUAUCUCACCUUUCCGAACGUUUUCCGGGUCAGCAAUGGCUGCCGCCAAGAUUGAUGGCACUGCCAUCGCGAAGAGCAUUCGCCAGGGGUUGAAGUCCGAGAUUGAGCAGAUUCAAGUGACCAACCCUAGAUUCAAGCCGAACCUGGUCAUCUUCCAGGUCGGAAACCGAUCGGAUUCCAGUUCGUACUUAUGUGCGCAUGAAGCUGAAGGCCGCUCAAGAGGUAUGGGUUACUGUUUAUUACUAUGUGGGAUAUUCGGGGCAUCCUCUGACCUUGUUCACCAGGCCAACAUCAUCUGCACCCUGAUCAACGUGCCCGAAUCGAGCACCGAGCUGGAGCUCAUCCAAGAGAUCACUAAAGCCAACAAUGACCCCGCUAUCCACGGCAUCCUCGUUCAAUUGCCCCUCCCAAGUCACAUGUCCGAGCAUGCAAUCACGUCGACUGUCGCAGAUGAAAAGGAUGUUGAUGGUUUCGGCGCAAUCAAUAUCGGCGAGUUGGCUAAGCGAGGCGGUCGCCCGUUGUUCACUCCGUGCACCCCUUUGGCGGUUAUGGAACUACUCAAGGCAAGCGGCGUGAACCCCGCCGGCAAGGAGGCAGUGGUUCUGGGACGCAGUGACAUUGUUGGCAGCCCGGUUAGCUAUCUGCUUAAGAACGCCGAUGCUACUGUUACUGUCUGCCACUCAAAGACACCGGAUAUUGCCCGCAUUGUGAAGAAUGCUGACAUUGUUGUGGCGGCCAUUGGCCAGACUGAGCUUGUGAAGGGUGACUGGUUGAAGCCUGGCGCUGUGGUUAUUGAUGUUGGUAUCAACUAUAAGCCUGAUGCCACCAAGAAGUCCGGUGAGCGACUGGUCGGCGAUGUGGACUUUGAGUCUGCUUCCCAGGUAGCCUCACAGAUCACUCCCGUCCCCGGUGGUGUAGGCCCCAUGACAGUGGCAAUGUUGUUGAAGAACGUGGUUCAUUCCGCCAAGGGCUACUUUGAGAAACAGAAGGACCGUCACGUUACUCCUCUUCCCCUUCGCCUACAAACCCCUGUGCCUUCCGACAUUGCUAUCUCGCGGGCCCAGUACCCCAAGCCCAUCACCCAGGUUGCCACCGAGGUCGGAAUUGCCCCUCAUGAGUUGGAGCCCUACGGCCACACCAAGGCUAAGAUCAGCCUCAGUGUGCUUGACCGCCUCGCCCACCGCCGCAACGGAAGAUACAUCUUGGUCUGCGGUAUCACACCCACUCCUCUUGGUGAGGGCAAGUCCACCACCACAUUAGGUCUCACCCAGGCGCUUGGUGCCCACCUGAACCGCAUUUCCUUUGCCAACGUCCGACAGCCCAGCCAAGGCCCUACAUUUGGUAUCAAGGGUGGCGCCGCUGGUGGAGGCUACAGUCAGGUCAUUCCUAUGGACGAGUUCAAUCUCCACCUGACGGGCGACAUCCACGCCAUCACCGCCGCGAACAACCUUCUCGCCGCGGCUAUUGAGACUCGCAUGUUCCAUGAGUCCACCCAGAAAGACGCAGCUCUCUACAAGCGCCUUGUCCCUGCCAGCAAGGGCACACGUGAAUUCAAGCCCAUUAUGUUCCGACGUCUGAAGAAGCUGGGCAUUGAGAAGACUAACCCAGACGAUCUCACUGAGGAGGAAAUUACUCGCUUUGCCCGCCUAGAUAUCGACCCAGAGACCAUCACUUGGCGUCGCGUUCUCGAUGUCAAUGACCGUCACUUGCGUGGUGUCACUGUCGGCCAGGCUGAUACUGAGAAGGGCCUGUCCCGCGAGACUGGCUUCGACAUUUCCGUCGCUAGCGAGUGCAUGGCUAUUCUUGCCUUAAGUAACGACUUGGAGGAUAUGCGUGAGCGACUGGGUCGUAUGGUGGUUGCCACUUCUAGAAACGGCGACCCCGUGACUUGCGAUGACAUUGGUGCUGGUGGUGCCCUCGCCGCUUUGAUGAAGGAUGCCAUUAAGCCAAACAUGAUGCAGAGUUUGGAAGGUACUCCUGUUAUGGUGCACGCUGGUCCCUUUGCCAACAUCAGUAUUGGCGCCAGCUCUGCCAUCGCAGAUAAGCUUGCCCUGAAGCUUGCCGGUACUGAGCCUGAUGAGGAUCAUGAAGCCAAGACCGGUUUCGUGGUCACCGAGGCUGGCUUUGACUUCACAAUGGGUGGUGAGCGCUUCUUUAACAUCAAGUGCCGCUCCUCUGGUCUGGUUCCGGACGCUGUCGUCAUUGUGGCUACUGUCCGUGCGCUGAAGGUUCACGGCGGUGGCCCCGAGAUCAAGCCCGGUGCCCCUCUGCAGGAGGUCUACCGCACCGAGAAUGUGGAUGUUCUCCGCCAGGGUUGUGUUAACCUGCGGAAGCACAUUGUCAACGCCAAGCAGUACGGCGUCCCGGUGGUGGUCGCGAUCAAUAAGUUCGAGACUGACACCGACGCUGAAAUUGCUGUCAUCAAGGAGGAGGCGAUCGCUGCUGGUGCCGAGGAUGCCGUCCCUGCCAACCAUUGGGCUGAGGGUGGAGCCGGCGCCGUUGAUCUGGCCAAGGCUGUCAUGACCGCUAGCUCUAAGGAGAAGAACUUCCAGCUCCUCUACGGACUGGAUGGUACUAUCCAGGAGCGCAUUGAGCGUAUCGGCCAGGCCAUGUAUGGCGCUGAGAAGGUCGAGUUCAGUGAAUUGGCCCAGAAGAAGGUCGACACCUACACCAAGCAAGGGUUCUCUAACUUGCCGAUCUGUAUCGCCAAGACUCAGUACUCACUCAGUCACGACCCAGCCCUCAAGGGCGCCCCCACUGGCUUCACUGUGCCCAUUCGGGAUGUUAGAUUGGCUGUGGGUGCUGGAUACCUCUACGCCCUGGCUGCCGAUAUCCAGACCAUUCCCGGACUACCCACUGCCCCCGGCUACCUUAACGUCGACAUCGACACCGAGACUGGCGAUAUCGACGGGCUGUUCUAG
Messenger RNA from Penicillium egyptiacum, 3111 nucleotides. The record is from the annotation of a GenBank genome assembly. Lineage: Eukaryota; Fungi; Ascomycota; Eurotiomycetes; Eurotiales; Aspergillaceae.